AUGGAACCCAUGAACUCACAGGUCAAGUCGCCACAGGAGGCCGGUGUAUAUCCUUUGGAAGCGGAGGGAGGAGGGGAAAUAGUGGAUACACCAGCUAUAGCUUGGACUGCAAGCAACCAGCCUACGGCUCAAGUUAUCGGUACAACGGGCCCUUCCGGUAAUCAUGCAAGAAGUCAAAGUAUCGCGGAAAGUUUAGGAAGUCCAACCUCGGGACCUUUGGAAACCCAGCCGUUGGAUGGCGGCAGAUCGGAAUUCCAUCCACCUUUACUUCGACAAAAUUCUAGUUCUUUACCGUCUUUUAAAUAUUUAAUAUCUUCAGUCGACGAUCCAAACGACAAAAACCCUAUCCCUCCGAUAGCUUUUAGUUCAGGUUAG
Molecule: messenger RNA, 375 nt
Organism: Orbilia oligospora ATCC 24927
Lineage: Eukaryota; Fungi; Ascomycota; Orbiliomycetes; Orbiliales; Orbiliaceae
Exons: 1
Coding region: 1-375 (124 amino acids)
Source: RefSeq, a predicted model, not a curated record